UCUCUGGAGUCACUGCUGCUGCACGCGCCGCUCCGCUCCGCACCGGUGUGUGCGCGUGACUGGAGUCUCGGAACUCAGACACAAACAAACAAAAACAACAAAGGAGCAAAAACAAAAAGAAGAAAAGUUGGAGGAAACUGAGAAGGAGCGUGAACCCUGUGCACGCAAAUGGACAGAUUCAAAGGAGAACCUCCAGCUGUAGAUCUGCGGCUCUGGACGUACUUGAAGUAAUUUGGCCUCACUCAUGGCUGGCACACGUUCGGAGGCACAUGCAAGUCAGACCUGGAGGCUUCUAUUUUCCAAAGACGUUUAAGGAAAUCUUUGUGGACUGAAGUUUGAGAGCAUCAGAGAUGAUUGUCAGAUCAGAUCUGUUAUGGUGCUGGACUGACUGAACUGUUUGUAUCCCUGUGUAGCUCCUCCCCCAAAACCCUUCCCCAUGUCAGACCUUCUCUAAAUUAUGGAAAUUUUGUGGAAGUCGCUGACUUGGAUACUGAGCCUGCUUUUGGCCGCUGCUGAUCCUCAGAGCCUUUCUUAUAGUUCUCAAGAGGAGUUUCUGUCCCACCUGGAGGACUACCAGCUCACGGUGCCUGUUCGGCUGAACGAUAAGGGCGAGUUUAUGAGUUACACUGUGAAGCAGCAUCGACCCGGACGCAGGAGACGAUCACUGGAUCAAACCGGGCCGGACGCCGCAGAGCCCAGACUCUUUUAUCGCCUAUCAGCUUACGGCAAGCACUUUCACCUGAACCUGACAAUCAACCCCAACCUGGUGUCCAAACAUUUCACUGUAGAGUACUGGGGCAGGGAGGGGCAGGAGUGGCGCCAUGCAGUGGUGGACGAUUGCCAUUAUGUUGGAUUUCUUCUGGAUCAGUACGACACAACAGGAGUGGCGCUGAGCAACUGCAACGGCCUGCACGGCGUCAUCACCACAGAAGAAGAGCAGUAUUUAAUUGAGCCCCUGCAGGACAUUUCCUCCACAAACUCCAGCCAGAAGGUCCAAGUCUCCGGUGAAGGCCAGACGCACGUUAUUUAUAAAAAAUCCUCCGUCCCUUUGCGGCAGGAGCAAAGCGAGGAGCUCAGCUGUGGUGUUUCAGACCUCACAAUAAAGCAGACGCCAUGUUGGAAGGGUAGCCACGCCCCCGUAACUCCGCCCUCCAGGCAGAGUAACCACAGCGCAGGAGGUCCUCAGCGUCAGCGACGCUCCAUCAGCUCUGAGCGCUUUGUGGAGACCCUGGUAGUGGCAGAUAAGAUGAUGGUGGGCUACCACGGCCGCAAGGACAUUGAGCACUACAUACUGUCUGUCAUGAAUAUUGUUGCCAAACUUUACCAUGAUGCCAGUCUAGGAAAUGUUGUGAACAUUAUUGUGACCAGACUGAUUGUUCUGACGGAGGACCAGCCGAAUCUGGAAAUUAACCACCAUGCAGAUAAAUCUCUGGACAGUUUCUGUAAGUGGCAGAAAUCACUGUUGUCUCAUCAGGGGGACGGAAACAGCAUCCCAGAGAACGGCAUCGCUCACCAUGACAACGCUGUUCUCAUCACCAGGUAUGACAUCUGCACCUACAAGAACAAGCCCUGUGGAACUCUCGGUUUAGCCUCAGUAGCUGGAAUGUGUGAACCAGAGCGGAGCUGCAGUAUUAAUGAAGACAUCGGCCUCGGAUCCGCUUUUACCAUCGCACAUGAGAUCGGACACAACUUUGGCAUGAACCAUGAUGGGAUCGGGAACGCCUGUGGGACGAAGGGGCACGAGACGGCCAAGCUGAUGGCUGCUCACAUUACAGCCAACACCAACCCCUUCUCCUGGUCCACCUGCAGCAAGGACUACAUCACCAGCUUCCUGGACUCAGGUCGGGGAACGUGUCUGGACAAUGAGCCGCUGAAGCGGGACUUCCUGUACCCCACCGUGGCCCCGGGGCAGGUGUACGACGCCGAUGAGCAGUGUCGUUUUCAGUAUGGCGCCUCCUCCAGACAGUGCAAAUACGGGGAAGUGUGUAGAGAGCUCUGGUGCCUUAGCAAAAGUAACCGCUGUGUCACUAACAGUAUUCCAGCCACAGAGGGAACGCUGUGUCAAACCGGCAGCAUUGAGAAAGGGUGGUGUUAUCAGGGCGAGUGUGUGGCGUUUGGUACGUGGCCACUCAGUGUGGAUGGAGGCUGGGGGCCAUGGACACAGUGGGGCGAAUGCAGCCGGACAUGCGGUGGUGGAGUUUCUUCGUCCAUGCGUCACUGUGACAGUCCAGCGCCGUCUGGAGGAGGGAAGUAUUGUCUUGGGGAGAGGAAGCGCUACAGAUCCUGCAGCACCGAUCCUUGUCCAGUCGGGUCACAGGACUUCAGGGAGAAGCAGUGUUCUGACUUCGACAGCAUGCCGUUCCGAGGGAAAUAUUACACCUGGAAGCCGUACACAGGAGGUGGUGUGAAACCCUGUGCACUCAACUGCCUGGCUGAGGGCUAUAACUUCUACACAGAACGUUCUCCUGCAGUCAUUGAUGGAACUCGCUGCCACGCCGAUUCUCUGGACAUUUGCAUCAACGGAGAGUGUAAGCAUGUCGGCUGUGACAACAUCCUGGGUUCGGAUGCCAGAGAAGACAUAUGCCGUGUGUGUGGAGGAGACGGCAGCACGUGUGAGACCAUUAAAGGCCUGUUCAAUGACUCCCUACCCAGAGGAGGAUAUAUGGAAGUUGUCCAGAUUCCUAAAGGUUCUGUCCACAUCGAGGUCCAGGAGGUGGCCAUGUCGAAGAACUACAUCGCUUUGAAGUCAGAGGGAAACGAUUAUUACAUCAACGGCGCAUGGACCAUCGACUGGCCUCGCAAAUUUGACAUCGCAGGAACGGCGUUUCACUACAAGAGACCGACGGAUGAGGUGGAGUCUCUGGAGGCCCUCGGGGCCACCACGGAGAACCUGAUCAUUAUGGUGCUGCUGCAGGAACAGAACCCCGGAAUCAGUUACAAGUUUAAUGUCCCAAUCCAGCGCACAGGCAGUGGGGACAACGAGGUGGGCUUCACCUGGAACCACCUGCCAUGGUCAGAGUGCUCAGCCACCUGUGCAGGAGGUUCACAGAAACAGGAGGUGGUUUGCAGAAGGAUGGACGACAACUCGGUGGUACAGAAUAGCUACUGUGAUCCUGAUGGAAAACCGCCGGAGAACCAGAGGCCCUGUAACACAGAACCCUGUCCACCUGAGUGGUUUAUUGGCGACUGGUCUGACUGCAGUAAGUUGUGUGAUGGAGGGACAAGGACACGGAUGGUUCUCUGCGUCCAUAAACUCGGCCCUGCAGAUGAAGAGAACCUGGAGGACCUUCACUGCCUCACGCAUCGACCAAUCGAGCGUGAGAGCUGCAACAACCAAUCGUGUCCUCCACAGUGGGUUCCUCUUGAUUGGUCUGAGUGCACUCCAAAGUGUGGCCAUGGCUUUAAACACCGCAUCGUGUUGUGUAAGAGCAGUGAUCUGACUAAAACAUUCCCAGCAGCGCUGUGUUCAGAGCUCAGCAAACCUCCGGUGAGGAUACGCUGCAGUCUGGGCCGUUGUCCUCCUCCACGCUGGAUCCCUGGAGAGUGGGGACAGUGUUCAGCACAGUGUGGUUUGGGACAGCAGAUCCGGAUGGUACAGUGUUUGUCCUACACUGGACAGCCUUCUAACGACUGCCCCGAGACGCUGCGUCCCAGCAAGAUCCAGCCAUGUGAGAGUAAAUGUGAUGCCAUGCCCAUCACCAAUUCUGAUGAGUGUAAAGACGUUAAUAAAGUGGCGUACUGCCCACUGGUGCUGAAGUUCAAAUUCUGCAGCCGUGCCUACUUUAGACAGAUGUGCUGCAAAACCUGCCAAGGACACUGAUGAUCCUGCACAGAGACGAGAGAGACAAAGACCAACCACUUGGGCUGGAGGACAAUGCUGCUUCCUCUCUCUCUCUCUCUCUCUCUCUCUCACACACACACACACACACACACACACACACACACACACACACACACACCUGCUUUGUCAGCCCUGUGGAACCCAAACCACUGAUCAGCAACAUGCUGACACUUUAUUUAUAUUUUCACUUCUGUGAAGUGGGAACUUAUUAAUAUUGUCAUAACUGUUAUUUUAUUAUAAUAAUAAUAAUUAUUAUUAUUAUUGGUGUUAUUAUUAAUGUCAUUGAUGUUAUUGCUCUGUCUGAAUCCAAAGUGCUGGACACCUCAUAUACAGACCCUAACAAGUCACUCCGCUUUAUUUCUGGCUCUUUUGUGCCAGUGAAUUUUCCCGAUCAUCUGUUUAAGACUUAAAGUGAAACAGAAGUGGACAAAAUAAAAGACAACUAUAACGUGAAUUUACUGAUUUUUAAAGUUGUGUCAGCUGAUAAAAGGGUGGAGCUUGUGGGCGGUCCUGGUGUGAUCUAGAGGGAGGUCUAUGUUCUGUCUCAGUGCUAACACUAACCUUAUCCUGCUAGUGUGCUGUCUGUGAACAAUGUUAGCUUGUAGGCUAUUUAAGUGAAUAUCAUAAUUCAGCUAAUUUAGCAUGUUAGCUCCUGCUAAUCAGUUGGUAAUCAGUUUAGUGGUUUAUUAAACCUCCAGAAUUUCUGGGGUUAAAGUUCAUCAUGAUUAUCUCAGACACAAGUGAAUCAGGACUCCUCUUUCAUGUUAGUAAAGAGUUUUAGGGACCUAAAGUCCUGACACAGAGGUUCUUCUGUAAGAAUCUGAUCAUCAUGAACCUGAACUAAUUGAUUCCUUUCCUGUUCAUGUGGCGUUUCUCUUAUUUUGUCCACGUCCUGUAGUUCAGCUGGACCUCCAUGGUUCCUCCACAGACAGACGUUACCUAUUACCCGACGCCUGACUACACAUGGCCCUGAUCAUACUAAUGAUGUUCCUCACGCUUAGCUUGGUUUAAACAUGUGUUUGGAUACGGCCUCCUCACUCCUCCACACACCUCCACACACUUUUCCUACACCUCCACACACCUCCUCACUCCUCCACACACUUUUCCUACACCUCCACACACCUCCACACUCCUCCACACACUUUUCCUACACCUCCACAUGCCUCCUCACACCUCCACACACUUUCCACACCUCCUUUGUCUUUUUUUUUAAGAAUGUUCUCAUGACAUUGACAUAGCAGGAAAACUACAGAAGCAGUCAGAGCGCCACCCACUGCCUGGUGGAGAGGACGGAGGAUGAAGUUCGGCUGGAGGAGAUCUGCUGCUGUGUGCGUCCUUCACAACACAGUGUUUAAGAAGUACAUGCCAAGCUCCAACAUCCACUCAGAAUGGGACUACCUCCUCCAGACACAUACCAUCCCUCACUACAUCCCUCCUUCCCUCAUUCUUCAUUGUAAACACUCUUCACAGAACCCUCCUUGCUCCCUGGUGCUUUGUUCCUUCAUCGCUUCUUCAACCUUCUCAUGAGGAAGCCUUGAUCCUUUCACUCCUUUGGUGCUAACAGGAGCUUUGUGACUCAUCAAACUGUAAAACAGGACAAUCCUGGGUGUUUUUUUUAAUACAGUCAAUGUUUGUAUGUUUUACCUCACACUAUAUUGCUGAUCAUGUUGUUUAAGCCCCGCCCAUUCCACAUGCUCUCAGAACGUACGUUUUUGACAUUUUACCAAACCAUGCUAACUUUUUGCUGCUGCUACACUGUUGUAGCCACCAAUACAACAUCAGAACAGUUGAGUUUGUUAUUCAAUCUUUAAACUGGGACUUUUACUCGAGUGAACCUCGAACAGCCGGAAAACAAAAUCCUGAGGCUUGAAUUAAAACUUUACUGGCUUGAAUCAUGGAGGCCCCAAAAUCCCAGGACAAACACGAACAUGGUCUCAGACAUCGCUGUGAACUUGUGUCUCUGAAUGUCACAUCACUUACCUUGUAAUUAUAGAAGUGAGCGUUUUAGUUGUUUAUUUUAUUUUCAUUUCCAAUGACAAAUUGCUUGUAUUUUAUAUUCAGUGUUAAAUGUUGGUACACUGUUGCUAAUUUUGUUAUUGUAAAUUAUAUGCUAAUUUAUUUCAAUGUGUCACUUGUUAUUUCACGGCAUGCAAACUGAAAAUAACACAACAACACUACACAAACAUGAUGCAGUGAACUUCUCAUCACUGGUUUUAGUCUAGAGAGCCGUCUGAAUUUAGCAGAGCACCGUGUGUGUGUGUGUGUGUGUAUGUGUGUGUGUGAAUGUUUGUAUGCAUGAUCCUCAAAAGUCAUCAAAAAGAAAAAAAAUAUCAAUUUAUGAAUGAAUGAAUUGAUAAACUGAGGAAAUAAUAAAUUUAAGAAAUAAAUAACUAAUCCCACAGUACAGUGUGAAUCUUUGGCUUGUACACUAUUACGGGUGAAUCCUACAGUGUGUAAUGAAUCCUGAAUAAAAACAAUGUUAAAGGGUU
Molecule: messenger RNA, 6330 nt
Organism: Tachysurus vachellii
Lineage: Eukaryota; Metazoa; Chordata; Actinopteri; Siluriformes; Bagridae
Gene: adamts6
Product: ADAM metallopeptidase with thrombospondin type 1 motif, 6
Exons: 25
Coding region: 458-3820 (1120 amino acids)
Biological process (GO): proteolysis; extracellular matrix organization
Cellular component (GO): extracellular matrix
Molecular function (GO): metalloendopeptidase activity
Source: RefSeq, a predicted model, not a curated record